Molecule: messenger RNA, 1549 nt
Organism: Owenia fusiformis
Lineage: Eukaryota; Metazoa; Annelida; Polychaeta; Sabellida; Oweniidae
Source: the annotation of a GenBank genome assembly
CAAAAGUCCAUAUUUCAAAGUUAGCGCUGCAUUGCCUAGUUACCGAUCGAUAUGUAGUAUAAAAGCUUCCUUGUUGUCCCAACGUCUCCAGUUUAAACUUACAAGACAUCAUCGUUGUCGUCGUGAGGUUCUACUUGAACAAAACACAGAUUUCUAUUCUUUUUGAGAAUAUAUAACAACAAAACUAAUCAAAAUGAGGGAAUGUAUCUCCGUUCACGUUGGACAAGCUGGAGUCCAGAUCGGUAACGCCUGCUGGGAGUUGUACUGUCUUGAGCACGGAAUCCAGCCUGAUGGCCAGAUGCCAAGUGACAAGACCAUUGGAGGUGGUGACGACUCCUUCAACACCUUCUUCAGUGAGACUGGUGCUGGCAAACACGUCCCAAGAGCAGUCUUCGUUGACUUGGAGCCUACUGUAGUUGAUGAGGUCCGUACUGGAACUUAUCGCCAACUGUUCCACCCCGAGCAGCUCAUCACUGGUAAGGAGGAUGCUGCCAACAACUACGCCCGUGGUCACUACACCAUCGGCAAAGAAAUCGUUGACCUCGUCCUUGACCGCAUCAGGAAGUUGGCUGAUCAGUGCACUGGUCUCCAGGGAUUCCUCCUUUUCCACUCCUUCGGUGGAGGUACUGGAUCUGGAUUCACCUCCUUGUUGAUGGAGCGUCUCUCCGUCGACUACGGCAAGAAGUCCAAGCUUGAGUUCGCCAUCUACCCCGCUCCUCAGGUAUCCACCGCUGUUGUUGAGCCAUACAACUCCAUCUUGACCACCCAUACUACCCUCGAGCACUCUGACUGUGCUUUCAUGGUCGACAAUGAGGCUAUCUACGAUAUCUGCCGUCGUAACUUGGACAUUGAGCGCCCAACUUACACCAACUUGAAUCGUCUGAUUGGACAGAUUGUCAGCUCUAUCACCGCCUCUCUGCGUUUCGAUGGUGCCCUGAACGUUGAUCUGACUGAGUUCCAGACCAACUUGGUGCCCUACCCACGUAUCCAUUUCCCUCUGGCCACCUACGCCCCAGUCAUCUCUGCUGAGAAGGCCUACCACGAGCAGCUCUCAGUUGCUGAGAUCACCAAUGCUUGCUUUGAGCCAGCCAACCAGAUGGUCAAGUGUGAUCCUCGUCACGGAAAGUACAUGGCCUGUUGCAUGUUGUACCGUGGUGACGUCGUCCCCAAGGAUGUCAACGCUGCCAUUGCUACCAUCAAGACCAAGCGUACCAUCCAGUUUGUUGAUUGGUGCCCAACUGGUUUCAAGGUUGGAAUCAACUACCAGCCACCCACCGUCGUCCCCGGAGGUGAUUUGGCUAAGGUUCAACGUGCUGUGUGCAUGUUGAGCAACACCACCGCCAUCGCUGAGGCCUGGGCUCGUCUUGAUCACAAAUUCGAUCUCAUGUACGCCAAGCGUGCUUUCGUCCAUUGGUACGUUGGAGAGGGUAUGGAGGAGGGAGAAUUCUCCGAGGCCCGUGAGGAUCUGGCUGCCCUUGAGAAGGACUACGAAGAGGUCGGUGUCGACUCUGUUGAGGGAGAGGGUGAAGAGGAAGGUGAAGAAUAUUAA